AUGCAACGUGAAUUCGCUGAAAUUCGUACGGUGAAACCGAAAGCAUCCGAAUGCGCUCAGUUUUUGGCGCAUCGUGAGAAGAAUCGCUAUCGUGAUGUUGCAUGCCUGGACGGAACAAGGGUGGUGUUGAAAUUGAAUGUGCCCCCAGAAACUGACUAUAUACAUGCGAACUGGAUGCACAUGGAGGGUUGUGAACGAAGAUAUAUCGCAACUCAGGUACUUAUUCUCUGCUCUACCUUAGCACUCUCGUCGCCAACUGUUUCCAUUGGUUUUCCUCGUUAG
Molecule: messenger RNA, 282 nt
Organism: Anisakis simplex (herring worm)
Lineage: Eukaryota; Metazoa; Nematoda; Chromadorea; Rhabditida; Anisakidae
Source: the annotation of a GenBank genome assembly